This is a messenger RNA of Malaya genurostris, 1120 nucleotides long. Its product is annotated as CD63 antigen-like. The coding region runs from base 230 to 1063 and encodes 277 amino acids. Lineage: Eukaryota; Metazoa; Arthropoda; Insecta; Diptera; Culicidae. Gene Ontology annotation, cellular component: membrane. The transcript is spliced from 5 exons. The record is from RefSeq and is a predicted model, not a curated record.
GUUGUGUUCCGUUUGGAGCUGUAUGUCGGCAGUAUGACUUUUUAUCACAUCACAUACGAAGUAGCCGAAAGGUUUAGGUGAAAUAAUCUGAUAACGAGCCACUAGGGUUGCCAACUUUACUAUUGAGGCCAUGUUCUACAUUUCUAGUGAAGCUAGUGAAAUAAUCAACGCUGAACAGUUUGCCUGCAGAAGCUUUAGAUACUAGUACUCUUCGAGGACAUUGUUCGCAAUGAAACCACAGCUCCAAAGUACAGGAAGUUGGUCGAUGAGAUGGAUAAAGUUCUAUUUAUUUAUGAUCAAUGUAAUGUUCGUGUUCACCGCUAUAUUAGUUAUAUCAACCGGAGCUGCGAUUCAAGCCGUCUACAGUGAUUUUAUCAGUUUUAUUGAUGAGAAGUUCUAUUCACCGACGUUUUUGUUCAUUUUCGUGGGCAUGAUAACGUUGGUAAUUGCGAUCUUCGGAUUCAUCGGUACCUUCCGGGAAAGUUCACUCUUGAUUAAUUUUUAUUGUGGCAUAAUUUCAGUCGUGUUCCUACUCGAAGUUAUGGCAACUUUAGUUGGUAUCUAUCAUAGCAAUAAGGCGGACGAAAUUCUGAUGAAUACCAUGACGAAUUCCUUACAGCACUAUCCAUGGAACAGUUACGUGCAAGAUUCAGUGGAUUUUAUGCAGGUUGAGCUGGAGUGCUGUGGAGUAACAAACUACCAAGACUGGGAAACCAUUUUUGCAGUAGUUGAUCUGGAUAGUGGAAAUUUACGAGCCGAACUUCCCACGUCCUGUUGUCUCACCUAUCAUGAGGGCGAAUGUGUGCCCUUUGCUAGUGGAUGCUACUCGAAAAUGUAUUCCCUUCUACAGCACUGCUCACGAACGGUUGUCAGUGGACUAUUGCUUGUAGCAUUUGUGCAGGUAUCGGCGGCUUUGUUCGCAUUUAUGCUUGGUAAGCAAAUAAGACUAUCAAAAAUUAAAUCUACCUUGAACGACAUGAGGCAACCACACGUAACUUAUGAUUUCGAUUAUAAAUGUUUAAAUGAAACUUCGUCCCCGAAACUGAAAAAUCAGCCAUUGUAAUGCGAACACUAGGUUAUAAUCUAUGAUAAAAAAACUAGCGUAAUUUUGUCAAAAUAA